Cuscuta europaea is the source of this 892-nucleotide messenger RNA. Lineage: Eukaryota; Viridiplantae; Streptophyta; Magnoliopsida; Solanales; Convolvulaceae. The record is from the annotation of a GenBank genome assembly.
AAAAAGAAAAAAAAACAAAGACUAAAAGCUAGCAUACUUGAUCUAUGUUAUUGCUAUCUCCAUCGAGAGGGAAAAAGAGAGUUAAUAUAGAGAGGGCCAUAGUUGUCUUGACCGCCGGUCAGUCGGAAGAGAAGAUCGCCGGAGAAAAGGCUAGAAUAACCUUUGCAGCUUUGCCGCCGCGCGCUGUAUUCGCCGGAGUACCAUUCGGGAUAUCGAACUGGGUUGAGUCGUUCCACUCCAGGAAGAGAAGAGUCAUCGUCGAUCGGUCCACUUCUGCCGCCCUCCGGCCCACCGUUUCUCACGUUGGAGGAGAAGAAGCUGAAGUUGCUUCCAUCGGACUUGACUGCUGCCACUAGACUUUGCCGCCUAUAACAAAUCUAUUUCCGUCACUUGUCGCAAGAGAAGGAAGAUCUCCGUCAAUGGAGUACGUCUUCUUCACUGGACAGAGAAGGAACCCUUCACCGGAGGAAGAGCCGGGGCCGCCGCUCGCUUGAGACGUCGCCACCACCGCAUUGUAGAACAUGGUCGUAUGUAGUCGCCGCCACGUCUGCCCCGCUGUCGCCACCAAAAAAACUGGAGAGUUACGCACGCCUGUUAUGAGCGACGGCCACACAAUUCACGUAUGGUGGUUUGAGUAAUCAGGAGCAAUGUAGAAGAAUUCUCUAGAGUUUGAGGUGAUGAAGGUUAUGCAUGAUGAUGAGAGCUGCGUUAGAUCACGUAGUUUAGUAUUUAUAAUCACCUAGUUAUUGUUUAUUUCAGUUUGAGAACAUGUAGACAUUUAAAUUAUUUUUGAAAUUUUCAGUACUUAAAUACUUGGAUUAUUUUUGGAUGGUGGUUUAGCCUGUGCAUUCGGUUAUGUGAGAACCGAGUGUGGCGGUAACACCCAUUUCCC